Messenger RNA from Hevea brasiliensis (rubber tree), 4641 nucleotides. RefSeq lists its product as uncharacterized. Gene Ontology annotation, molecular function: ubiquitin protein ligase activity. Lineage: Eukaryota; Viridiplantae; Streptophyta; Magnoliopsida; Malpighiales; Euphorbiaceae. Bases 406 to 4317 code for a protein of 1303 amino acids. The record is from RefSeq and is a predicted model, not a curated record. Gene Ontology annotation, biological process: protein ubiquitination. The transcript has 15 exons.
AUUAUUUAUUUAAUAAAUCAAAGUCAAAUUUCCGGUUUGAUAAUAACGUUGGUGAAAUUUUGGCUAUGUUUUUUCAUUAAUAAAAAUAUAAAUGCUAAUUCAUAAAAUAAAAAAAAAGAAAAAAAGAAAAAGAGUAAAUCCUAAGAAGAGUUAAAGCCAGAUACAUGUACACAAUAUUUCCUCAACGAAAGCCGUUUCUCUAGAAACAGCUCUUCGAAACCUCCAAAUUACGAACCUGUCCUUUUGUUCUCUUCCCCCUCCUUCCUUCUCCUUUUCCUUUUCCUUUUCCGCAAUCUGCGAUCACUUCCGGAGGCGAAACACAAAGGGAGAAAUGCCGGUUCUUCUCAGCCGCGUCUAAUCGAGAGUUACAGAUUUAAUCGAAACAAGUUGAUUCUGCGUAAAGAUAUGAUAAUGGAGGUGGAUUUUGUUACUAGUAGCAUGUUAGAAGAAGAGACUGUUGAAGCUGACGAGAACAAUGAUAUUUCUAAUUUUGAGGGUGAAAGAUGUGGGAUAUGCAUGGACAUUAUCAUUGACAGGGGGGUUCUUGAUUGCUGCCAACACUGGUUCUGUUUUGGUUGCAUCGACAACUGGGCUACAAUCACAAACCUUUGUCCACUUUGCCAGAAUGAGUUUCAAUUGAUCACCUGUGUUCCUGUGUAUGACAUUACUGGAAAUAAUAAGGUUGAUGAUGAUUCAUUUUCCAGGGAUGAUGAGUGGUCUGUUGAAGGGAAGAACAAUACUCUUUCUUUCCCAUCAUACUAUAUUGAUGAGAAUGCAGUUAUCUGCUUGGAUGGAGAUGGGUGCAAAAUUCGAAGUGGGUCCGCAAUUAUUGAUGAGGACUCUAACUUGGAUACCUCAAUUGCGUGUGAUUCUUGUGACAUUUGGUACCAUGCCUUUUGUGUGGGCUUUGAUCCUGAAGGUACAUCUGAGGAUACAUGGUUGUGCCCAAGAUGUGUGGUUGGUGAAGUGCCGCAUGAAUCUGAAGUAAUUAUGAUACAGAGGCCAAACAACCUGUAUGGUUCAGAAAGUUCUCAUACUAGCUUUUCAGCUGGGGCUACAUUUUCUGGGAAAUUGUCUAUAUCUGUUGCUGAUGCUGGAGAGACAGCUGUUGUUGUCUCAAUGGUUGAAGGCAAUAAAAGCACUGAAGAGGCAACUGAGAACCUUCACCCAGCCCUUGAAGUUGACAAGGACUUGAAAAUUGAUGCAGUUGAUAGCCAUAGUUUUAGGUCAGAAACAACUUCCAGUGAAAAGAAUGAUUGUAAACCAAUAUUGGAGGGGCAGAGACUUGAACUCUCCUUAUCACAUGAUUCAUUCUUCAGCCUUCCUUCCACUUCCUCAGUUUUUAGUGAGUUCAAAACAAGUUGUGCUGAUGGAGCAGUGAAUCAAACAAACAGCUCUGAUGGUGUUAAAGAUUCUUUGAGAAAGUUGCUUAAUGGCUCCAAUGGUGGAAACGAACUGUCUGAAAGAGAAACCAGUAUAGGUCUUCAUCUUGGUUUAUCUGUCGGCUCUUUUUUUUCUGUUGAGCAUCUGGAGAAUAAUGGAACUGAAGAUCAAGGGACUGCAGAUGUACAGCAGCAAAGUCUUUCAGAAGAAUCUUUGUUAAAAGAUGAGAAGAUUCUACCUGAUGCUACUGAGGAGGCUGUGAUUGGCUUAAAAAGAAAGCAUACAGAUUGCAGUGAUGAUGUUCUUAAGACUGCUGUUGAUAAGGAAGAUGUUGCUAAUAAUGAAGUGGCGGCUUUUGAAAAGAAAAUUAGAACCAAGGGCAAGUUUCAAAUGACUCAUAAGGACCAACCCAGUGAUAUUCUUCUGGAUGAUUCCAGCAGUUGUCCCACCUGGAAUGCAAUUUGCAAAGACGUCAAAUUGCAAAAAUCUCCAGAGGAUGAAGAUGUCCCUUCUGAUAUAAUGAGUGUAGUUAAAGGGAUUAGUCGUAGACCUUUCAAGGGACUUUCAUGCCAGAGCUCUGCUGAUAAAUCUUCAAAAGAAAGAGAAAAUGCAGCUGGCUUGAGAGUCAAAAAGAUCAUGAGGAGAGUGACAGAAGACAAGGAGUCAUCUAAUGUUGUUCAAAAACUUAGAACAGAAAUAAGAGAAGCGGUGCGUAACAAGUCUUCAGCUGAUAUUGGGGAAAACCUUUUUGAUCCAAAACUUCUUGCUGCUUUCCGCACUGCUGUAGCAGGACCUACAACUGAAGCUGUUGAGAAAUUACCACUCUCUGCUCUGAAGGCAAAGAAGUCUAUGCUGCAGAAAGGUAAAAUUCGUGAGAAUCUGACAAAGAAAAUAUAUGGAAAUUCUAAUGGAAGGCGAAGACGUGCAUGGGAUCGGGACUGUGAGGUUGAAUUCUGGAAGCAUCGCUGCAUGAGGACUACAAAGCCCGAAAAAGUUGCAACUUUGAAGUCAGUUCUUGACCUCCUGAGAAAGAAUACUCAAGGCUUGGAAAGGGGGCAGGCAUCUGAGGAGUGUCAGACGGCAAAUCCCAUUCUUUCCAGAUUGUAUUUAGCAGAUACGUCAGUUUUUCCAAGAAAGGAUGAUAUUAAACCUCUCUCAGCUCUUGCUACAAGUAAUAUUGGACAAAGUAAAGGACAGUUCAUUUCAAUGGAGAAAAGUCAGAGUCCAUGUGUUGAUGAUUGUGCACAAAAAUUAUCACAAGCAAAUAAAGUUUCUUUCAAGCCUGCUGUUCCUUCAGUUUGUGAUAAAGGGUCAAAGGAUAAAUUUCCAAGCUCCAAGGAUAUAGCUGCUUCUUGUAAAGCACAACCAGACAAAGCUUCUCAUAGAAACUUCCAGGGUUCACUAGGUGGUGCUAAAGUCAAUUCAAAGAAGGAAACAGGUGUUCAAUCUGAUGAUAAAAAGAUUGACAAAAGAAAAUGGGCUUUGGAGGUACUUGCAAGAAAAAAAGCUGCUACUUGUACAAAUGUGACACAUGAAAGACAGGAAGACAGUGCAAUACUUAAAGGAAAUUACCCCUUACUAGCUCAAUUGCCAAAAGACAUGAGACCAGUAUUGGCCCCUAGCCGCCAUAAUAAAAUCCCCUUAUCAGUUAGGCAGACACAGCUUUAUCGUUUGACAGAACACUUCUUGAGGAAAGUAAAUUUGCCAGAGAUUUAUAGAACAGCAGAAACGGAGUUGGCUGUUGCUGAUGCAAUUAAUAUUGAGAAGAAGGUUGCUGAUAAGUCAAACAGCAAAGUAGUGUAUUUAAACCUUUGUUCCCAAGAAAUAAUGCAUCAUUCAGAUAACAGCGAGUCCAUUAGAGCCAAGGAAUCAGAUUCUUCAACAUGGUCAUUGCUGCUUGUUGAUCAAUCAGAACAAGCUAGUGACAAGCUUUCCACUGAUCCUGCAGUCAGAGAUGCAUUGAGAAACGCAGGGCUGUUAUCUGAUUCUCCUCCAAGUAGCCCAUGUCAUAAUGAGGAGGCUUUUGAUGAAGUUGAUGAUUCCUCAUUGCAGAACAAGGAAGAAGGGCCUGAUAACAUUUUUGAAAUAGAUUCUCAUCCAGAGGUGGAUAUAUAUGGUGAUUUUGAGUAUGAUUUAGAAGAUGAAGACUACAUUGGUGCUGCUGCUAUGACAGUCCCAAAGCUACAAACAGAAGAAAGUGAGUCAAGAAUGAAAGUAGUCUUCUCCACUCUUCAAUCUGAAAGGUUGAAUGAUGUUCAGGAUUUUGAAGAUCAUAAGACACUGGGAGAUGUUGAAGAAUCCAAGCAUUCUCUCCCCUUAUCAAAGGGUCAUGUUGAUGGAGGCACCAUUAACUCAACAAUUGAGGGUGGGACUGAUAACCCUUGUGCUCCUCCAGAGCUGUUGCCUGGUGAAGAACCCUCUCUCACAGAGUGUGAAGAGUUAUAUGGCCCAGACAAGGAACCACUGAUGCACAAAUUUCCAGAAGAAUCACUGAGAAAACUAUAUGGGCAGGUUCCUGUUGAAGCUCCAGCUGAGAAAGAUGAUUCAAGCCAAGUUAGGCAUGCAAUUGAUGCCUCUUUUGGUCAGAACUCCUGUGAUGGACAAAUCUCCUCCAACCAUUCCCAGACAAGUGAAAACAUCCCAAGAAAGGAUAAAUCUAAAAUUGAAACUGACAAGCAGUUUGAUGUCAUCAAUUCUGUUUCAAAGAAGGUUGAAACCUACAUCAAAGAGCACAUUAGGCCACUGUGUAAAAGUGGCAUAAUCACUGUUGAACAGUAUAGGUGGGCUGUUGCAAAAACUACUGACAAAGUUAUGAAGUACCACUUGAAUGCCAAGAACGCGAAUUUCCUAAUCAAGGAAGGCGAUAAAGUAAAGAAACUUGCCGAGCAGUAUAUUGAGACUGCACAGCAAAAGGAAAAGAGUGAUCUGCUAUGACUAGGGCAUUUCAAUCUCAAAUUCUUUUGGGCUGUAAAUUUCUUUUCCUAUUUUUCAUAUAUGCAGCAACCACUUGUUUUCAUUCUCCAAACCAGUUAUCUUGUAGAUAAUUACAGCACACAACUUGACGGAUCAUUGACAUUGUGUAGCUCGGAAAUAUGAAGCCAAAACUUGGUACCUAGGUUAUGCUUCCAUGUAUAUCAUGCCGUGGGUCAUUAGAAUCGAUGUCCUUGUAAUGUAUCAGGGUAAGCUGCUUCUUUGGUGAAGCCAACAGAAGGGAAGAAGUGUAAAUUUCUUUAGUUGAAUCUAAUAGAAUUUUCGGGA